Messenger RNA from Bactrocera tryoni, 751 nucleotides. RefSeq lists its product as uncharacterized. The coding region runs from base 288 to 518 and encodes 76 amino acids. The record is from RefSeq and is a predicted model, not a curated record. The transcript is spliced from 3 exons. Lineage: Eukaryota; Metazoa; Arthropoda; Insecta; Diptera; Tephritidae.
AGCGAGCGUUCAGUUGCGGCGGUGACCGAGUCAGCGAGCGCACAAAAACAGCAAUAAGCUAACAAAUCAUAUUUUGGAAAUAACAAUAAAAAUACGGCACGCGCUAAAAAAUUAUUGAAACAAAAUACAAUAAAUACAAAGUUGCCUUAUCAGCACAAAAAACAAAGUUAUAAAAGAAAAAUAAUAAAAAUUCAAUAAGAGGCUCGUCCACGCGCUUGAAUUCAUUAAAUAUACACACUGUGAGAGAACAGCGAAUUCGCUAAUAACAAACAAAUUGAUAAAGCAGAAUGGAGAGCGUCAGAACUUUUUUCGCUGGACAGAAUAAAGACGGCACAUUGACAAACAAUCAGCGAAACGGUGGACUCAAUUUAUUUAAUGGACGCAUCGUGCCGACUGGCAUGAGCAGCGGCCUACAGGGCAACAUGAGCCCACACAUUGGAGGGGUGAAUGACAAAACACAUCACGAAGUGAAGCGAAAAGAUAACGACAGUUAUUUCUAUAUAAUGUGGCGCUCCUAAGUCAAAUCACGUGCCUCUAACUAUACUCCAGUGAAACUCUUGGUCUAAAGUUACCUGCAUUCGUCUUAUAUACAAUUUCUACGCUGCACAAAUACGCAUAAAUAAAAUUAGUUUUAAUAUAAAUUUUAUACAUUUUGUGGACGCAGGCAGUUCUUUUUGGACUGCCGAAAAUAGUAUAUGCUAGUGAUAUUAGUUUUAGCAAAUUUGCUUUCAUAAUUUAAAUUAAAAAAAAA